Molecule: messenger RNA, 3869 nt
Organism: Bufo gargarizans (Asiatic toad)
Lineage: Eukaryota; Metazoa; Chordata; Amphibia; Anura; Bufonidae
Gene: ELAC2
Product: elaC ribonuclease Z 2
Exons: 24
Coding region: 369-2519 (716 amino acids)
Biological process (GO): mitochondrial tRNA 3'-end processing
Cellular component (GO): mitochondrion
Molecular function (GO): 3'-tRNA processing endoribonuclease activity
Source: RefSeq, a predicted model, not a curated record
UUGGCUGUCAGUGAGGCACAUGGUUCGGUGACCUGUGCAGGCUGCGGCGUGUGUAUGGGGUUUUCAGGCCUGCUGUGGAGGCGCCUUUCCCGGGUCCUUGUCAUGUCCCAGCCCGAGGCUCGGGCCUUCAGCGCCAGGAAGAAUAAGGCACCAAAGGAGCCUCUGCGGCACAUUAAGAACAGGGCGAGGCAGGAGGCGGGGGAGCGCCAUGCCCCGGCCGUGGUCUAUGUGCAGGUGGUGGCGGCCGGGAGCAGAGAUGCCGGGGCCUCCGUCUAUGUCUUUUCCGACCACCGCAGGUGAAGAGUCCGGACCGAGCGGGCGGCCUGGAGGGGUAUCUCUUCAAUUGCGGGGAGGGGGUGCAGAGACUGAUGCACGAGAACAAGGUGAAGCUCUCGCGCCUCGAUAACGUGUUCAUCACCAGAAUGAACUGGGCGAAUGUCGGAGGACUGUCAGGUGUACUUCUGACCCUGAGGGACGUGGGCCUCCCUAAUUGUGUGAUCUCUGGGCCCCCACAGCUGGAAAAGUAUCUCCAAGCGAUUAAAACAUACUGCGGUGCGAUGGAUGGCCUGACCGUAGACGUGCGUCCCUACACCGAUCCCCUCUACAACGAUGAGACCAUGUCCGUCACACAAGUGCCCAUCUUCAGCAGCGUGAGCCCCCCGAGUUCCCCUUCUCCUGAUGAGAGUCACUCAGACGCCAGACAAGGAAGGACGUCCCCCGAUUUCAGGACGAGACCCUCGAGCAGAUCCCCUCUCUGUGUGAUCUCCUACGUCUGCAAGCUUCACGACAGAAAGGGACACUUCCUGGUGAUGAAAGCAAAAGAAAUAGGACUUCCCGUAGGGACACGAGAGAUCGGACCAUUCAUAGCAGAACUGAAGGCUGGAAGAAGUGUCACCUAUGAUGGCAAGGAGGUCUCCCCUGCAGACGUCCUGAGCCCUGAUGUCCCUGGACCGGCCUUCAUCGUGGUGGAAUGUCCGAGCGACGAUUUCAUAACUCCUGUCACUGAGAACGUGGCAUGGAAGAGGUAUCAGGAAGGCAAAGCAGAAACCGCGGCGGCUUUAGUAAUACACAUGACCCCCGAACAUGUUCUUAACCACAGUAUCUACCGGCAGUGGAUGGAGAGGUUUGGCCCUAGCACCCAGCACCUUCUCCUGAACGAGCACAGCUCCACCGUACAUAACCUGAGUAGCUACAAGGUCCAGAGUCAGCUGCACCUGAUCCAUCCAGACAUCUUCCCCCAGCUCCCGGAGAUCCGCCCCAAGGAUGAAGCUUCUCAUGUGCCCGGGGUGAGGGCGGAGUGUCUCCUGAAAUACCAGCUGAGGCCCAAGUUGGAGUGGCAGAGAGAUCAAGUCGUGCAGAACCAGACUUCUGAGUUUGUGAAGGAGGCCAUGGAGCUGCCCGGGUUUGGGAGGGCACUGAAGGAAUGUCAGCGGCUCCUGCAAACAGAUGGCACGCCGGCAGAGGAUGGGGUUAAUGUGCAGUAUCCGGAGGUUGUGUUUCUGGGAACCGGCUCUGCCGUCCCCAUGAAGACUCGUAACGUCAGCGGCACCCUGGUACAUGUCAGUCCCUCCGCCGCCAUGCUCUUGGACUGUGGAGAAGGUACCUUUGGCCAGCUGCACCGACACUACGGAGACCGGGUGGACGAGGUGCUGAGCCGGCUCUCUGCAGUCUUCAUAUCCCAUAUUCACGCCGACCACCACACUGGCCUCCUCCGCGUGGUGCUGGAACGAGAGCGGGCGCUGGCGUCUCUUGGGAAGCUGUUCAGCCCCGUGCUGGUCAUAGGACCCACCGUAGUCAUGACCUGGUUAAAUCAGUACAACGACCACUGCCAGGAGAUUCUGCACAACAUCAGAUUCAUACCAUCAAGGAACCUGACCGAAACCUCGGAAGUGGACUGUCCCAAGACUCGAGGAUUGAUUGAGUCACUUCUAAAGACCUACCAGUUAGAAAAAUUUCAGACCUGCUUUGUCCGUCACUGUAAGAACGCCUUUGGCAGUGCGAUUGUCCAUAAGUCAGGCUGGAAGCUGGUGUUUUCUGGGGACACCAUGCCCUGCGAUGCCCUUAUCAAGAUGGGAAAGGACGCCAGUCUGGUGAUCCACGAGGCCACGCUGGAGGAUGGCCUGGAGCAGGACGCCAUUGAGAAGGCGCACAGCACAACCUCCCAAGCCAUCGGCGUAGGAAUGGAGAUGAACGCAGAAUUCAUGAUGCUCAAUCACUUCAGUCAGCGGUACGCCAAGCUCCCCCUCAUGAGCGACAGCUUCAGCAGCAAGGUCGGAAUAUCCUUCGAUCACAUGAGGAUCCGACUGAGCGACUUGAGAACCCUCCCUAAGCUGAUGGGUCCUCUCAAGGCUCUGUUCGCUGAAGAUCUGGAGGAACUGGAGGAGCGGAAGCAGAAGAGAGAACUGCGACAACAGGAGCCGGAGACUGAGUCCAGCGACUCAAAACCUGUCCCCACCGUGAAGCGGGACCUGGAUGACGCCAGCGUGCCGGCCGAUGUCAAGAGGUUAAAAGCCAACUGAGCGUCAAUCGAGUGGUGAAAUAUCUGAGAGGCGCGUCACAGGUCAUGUGAUCCCAGGACCAAGGGAUCUGCAGAGGAGAGGUCCAAGCCCACCUCGCAUGUACCGAAACGUUGGCGCUUUUGACUUUUUUUUAUUUUUUUUCUCCACCUUUGCAGGCAGGUAGGUGUCAGGGGUGAGACGGAGAGCUCAUGGACACGCCUGAAAUCUUAAGGAUGCUGCCAAUGUGACCAGCUCGGGGUCCCUGAUUCUGAGGGUCCAUAUGUACGAGGCCUUAAAGGAGUUGUGCCGAGAAGUAUUUAUCAUAGGGUUAUAUAUUUCAUUCUUAGAAUUUAUUUUUAAUAAAGUCUUAACAUCUAAAAACAAAAAAAAAUCCAUAUUUAGCAACUUAACCCCUCCUCCUCCUCCUCAAAUGCAAUAACCCCCAUUAAAGUGGUCAUUAUGGCCUAACCAUAGACUUGCGUGGGAGGCUUCUACCUCCACCACCAUGGAGACAUAACCGGCGGGUCCGCUGGAUCCUAUUGACAGUGCCAUAGAAGUUAUUCUAAUGCCUCGUUAAAGUCUGCAGUGGUUUUGCGUACACAGCUCCUAAUACAGAUCUGUGUCUCCAUGACUACAGACUACGCUCACUGUGUAGUCGGACCCUGUUCCCUUCCUGGGCAGAGGGUGGAGUAAUACAUGACUCUAAAAUCUGACUACGUGGGGUUUGGUUUGUAAUGUGUAACCAUAGAGACACACAGUUCUGCAUAGGAGCUGUAGACACACAACUGUUAGGCUCUAAAGGGGUUAUCCUGCUAAAUAUUAUGAUGGCCUACCCUCAGGAUAGGGGAACGACUCCUGGGAGCCGCUGCACUCACUGGGACGCUUUUCAAGCACAGCGCCACACAUUGUAUAGUGGCAGUGCUUGGUAUUGCAGCUCAGCCAUAUUCACUUCAAUGGGGCUGAGCUGCAACUGGGCCGUGCUGUAUGGUGACAUCACAUGGCCUAGGAAGAGGCUGGCCUAGGAACAGCUGAUCAGGAGGGGUCCCCUGCUUAGGGCUCAUUCAGACGGCCGUACGUUUUUUGCUGUCUGCAAACAGUUUUUAUUUUUAUGGACAGUUCAGCAUGUCCGCAAUAAAACAGAUUGCAUUUAUUAUUUUUGCGGACCCAUAGACUUCAAUGUGGCCACGUCCUGAUUUGCACUGACAAGUAUGGAACAUGUUAUAUUUGUUUUGUGGAGCCAUAAAACGGAAUAAAAUGGCCCUAUAGAAGUGAAACACGUAUUUCUGCUGCUGAAAAGCAAAAUAUCAAAGACUUUUUUUUUUUUUUUUAAUCUAAACACAUGAAUGUGACCCUAUGAGUUAUUGUGCCCGG